CACAAUGUCUACUGUCUUUCCGUGGAUGUCAAGGUCAGUGCGGAGUUCUUACGGGCCACAAGGUGAGAGAACCUGGCUGGUUUGCUUGUCAGGUAUUGAACCUUUCACACUGGUCAAAAACGAAUUUUCCACUCAAAGUAAAACAUAUCAAUGUACUUUAUCGCACUGAUCCCAAAUAUGGAGUCAGACUCUGUCCCGCAUGUCUAGGUGUUAAGGUUUUGAAUACAUUCAAGAAAUUAAAAUAAUUUUAAUCAAAUGGCUGGUGUUGAGUAGGGUGACGCACGCCAUAAACAUUUAACGCGAUAGGUAGAGCGCAAAGCGUCCGGAUGUUACGUCUUUACUCCAUUUCAGGAUGAACCUAGCUUUGCAUUAGCAAAAAUAUUAUUAUAAAUUAUGAACACUAUACAGCUUUAUCGACCGAAUUAAACAACAGCUCAGAUCACAACUCAAACAUCAUUCUGUGAUGACCCGAAAUAAGUUGACCUUCUUCUUGGACUUAACCUGGGGUGCACAAAACAUGUGUACAUUUUUUUUUUUAACGUGAAACAGACGUGAGCACAGCAACCAUCACAAAGUGAAACAGUGGCCUCAUCGAUCUGAGCACACAGAUGGUCGGCACAAUGUUUAGCACGAAGCAUUAUUUGAUCCUUAUAAAAUUUUCUUACCACCACUUCUUAUUAAAAUGGGCCUCGUGAAAACAUUUUGAAGCAGCAAUGGAUUGUAAUGGACAAGGUUUUCAGAAUCUGAAAGAGAAAUUCUGAGCAAUCAAAAGUGAUGCUUAUCUGAUUGCUGGAAUCUUUAUUGGGUCAGAAGUCCGCAAACUGGUACGUGAUACUGUAUUUAAAAAUUAGCUGAGAACUUAUUUAAACUUGCAGCCUGGGAUGUAUGUCCGUUGGUGGUUUAAAACUCUAUGUGAAGCCCUAAGCUUAGAGCUAAGUUAACAGCAUACAACCAUUUCGUCUCCUGAUGUCCCUAAAAUGCAUUUCUUACAUUCUUGUCUGAUUUUUUUAAAAACACUUAACUGUUUUGAUGAAAGCGAUAAGAAAUCAAGCAAUAAAAUUUAUAACUGGUAAUAGGUUAAAUUUGUAUUUUAAUUCAGCUAUAAAAGAAUAAUACAAUUGAUCAUAGUCACACAGUUAUGAAAGCAAAUAUUUGCCCUGCAUUUUUUAAAUAUUUUUUUUUUCAAUAAAAAAAAAAUGAUUUUUAUAUGAAGUAGCACAACUUAGAGUCAUGGAGUGCUAAACAAAAUCUGACUUCAGAUUUGGACUCAUCACACUCGAUUUAAGCACAAACCUCACGAUAGAUACCCAGUAUCUAAUAACUCCCCCCCCCCCCCUUCUUAUUGCCCAGUGUUAGCAAGUUUUAUAAAUGAUAUAUUUAAGCACAAACCUCACGAUAGAUACCCAGUAUCUAAUAACUCCCCCCCCCCCUUCUUAUUGCCCAGUGUUAGCAAGUUUUAUAAAUGAUACCUACUUGGAUUUUUUUUUCUCACUUCAGAUUUGAGUUUAAUGAAAUAUCUUCCAAGAGAAUUGGUUAUUGCAAUGAUUCAGUCAAAUAGGCUUUUUUUAAAUAUUAAUUUUCCACUGUAUCCUGCCAUUUGCAUUUUGUAAAGCUCAAGUGUCACUUUAUGUGAAGUUGUAAAGAGACUUAAAAAGAUCUGUAUAGAAAAGUAAACGAUGCCAUCUUAGCUUGCAUCAUACGAUUAAUGGAUUAUUUCCCAUUGUGGACGACGCAGAACGGAAGCCAUUCACGACCAGGAAGUAUAGUGACUAGCUAUAUUUAUGUGCCUAUCGGGCAAUGGUCACACAGUGACUGAAUGUCGCUUGGAAUACAAUUGUCACGUCAACGAUUAUUGUGGUUGUUUAAGAAAUGAAUUGAGAGCAGUAACGAGCAAAUGUAAUAAAUGGAGAGGAAAUUAAAGUGAAGGUGGUUGUCCAAACCCCCCGCCCCCCCCCCCACCCCUCAACCCCCUCUUUUUUUUCUUCUUUCAAAUUUCGUAAAUGGAUUUUGAACGAUGCAUACGUUUUUAUUCCUCUUCACUUAAUCUGACCACACCAGGUUGAUGUGUGCGUAAUUUUGUCUGCCCAUCCCUCAGGCGUCUCGCCAACUGCCUCCCCAACGUGUUUGUGUCCAGUCGGCUGGAGAAUGUCGUGUACGCAGGGAUGUCACGACUCAUGGCGGACCUCCACUGUUUCCAAGACCUGUUACGUCAUCCUGUCACGUGGCGUUACGUCAUCAACAGCCCGGGUCAACAGUUUCCCCUCAGGUGAGCAAACAGUGUUGUGUCACCCUGAAGUGCAAUCCGUCUUUUGAGCCCCCAGACACCCUCCUAGGCCCCGUGUUUGCCAAUCUGUGUCUUGAUGACCUCACAGAGGAACACUGGGGACAGCCUUUUUAGAAAUUGUACUAUUAUUUUACGUAAGUCAUCAUUUUUUUUUACAGAGAGUUCAUUACUCAGAAAUAUUAGCAUUUUACGGUUCAACAACCAUCUGUUAAAUUAUCCUGGUCCUAAUUAUACCCCGCGAAACAAUGGUGGCAGCAAUGCGUGAACUUAACAUCUACUAAAGGUACUUGGAAAAAAAAACAUGGCGUCUCAAGUGACGCUCUUUGUGAGAAUGUCAAUAAUUGCUACCCCCCACCCCUUUCCACCACACUUUUGUUUACGCCCCUGUGUUAUAGUUAUAUGCUAAUCACCGCCACCCCCUUUUUACAUCGCAGAUUUAUUACAUCAUAUUUAAAUUGAGACUAUUUCCGUAAAACAAAAGAAAAUAUUAAGCAUAUAUAUAUACACACACAUACAUACACAUUAGGUAUAGCUCGGCCAAACAUUGGCGGCAGCAAAUGCGUGAACUUCCCAGUCUACUAAAGUUACUUGACAAAACAUGAACUCAAGUAACGCAAAUUUAUGAAUCCCAAUUUUUGCUACAUCACUUCCGCGCCCCCCUCCCCCCCCCCCCCCCCCUCAAAUGAUAAGUCACCGCACACUUUUUAUUUCACGCCCAUGAACGAUAUUAAGAUAAGAUAAGAUAAGAUAAGAUUCUUUUAUGGAUCCAAUUAAAUGGAAAUGUUUUUUGAUUGCAUUAUACAUUUCCAGCACAAAAAUGAAACGAUUUGAACUCAAGACAUUUAUAAUAAAUUAUUUCAAACAGCCAUUCAGUGAGUUCUCUUGGCAAAAUCGGGGACUUAUUAGUUCUCAUUCAGAUGUGUGACUUCAGAGGACUUCAAAGAAAAUGUUACGCGCCAAACGCAGAUGCGUUAUAUCAAAAAAAAAAUAUCCUUUAGCGUAGUCAUCGAGAAUUAUAUUUUGCGCGCUAUGGAACUCAAUAUUGAACCAUACUUUCUUUCAAUCACUAGAAUUAUUUAAUGUGUAAUAUACUCUCAAUACCGAAUUCGCUGAUUAGGAAGCAGUCGAUUAGAAAGCAGUCCACGAGUCACACCAAAACCGUAACAUCUAUAAGAGAUAUAUAUUUUUAAGAAUGUGGGUAACUUUAUUUUGCUCACUAUUGAACUCAGCAUGGCAAAAUGCAAUCUUGUAUGUAUACCUAGAGAAUUCUAUGUAUUGAUAAUUAAUACAUUUCUUAGUAUACUUUAAACUUUGACAACGGGAGUCGAGGAGGGAAAUGCUGAACUGUCACUGGCUUGAUGCAGCCUGUGGCCUGCAAGGGGGUUGGAUUUNUUACGUUUUUAGUUUAUUAACUUUAAAAUCAAUUCUUUUCCAAAUUUUUUUUUUUCUCACUAAUUAGGGGCCAUCCAUUAUGAACUUACGCAAAAAAAAAAAAAAAAAGAAAGAAAAGUCAAACGUUCGACUCCCUCCACCACCCCUUCCCCCAAUGUAGCAAGCGUACUUUUUUGGACACCCCUAAUGCGUACGUAAAAGAAGCUUGCAAUUCCCUCCACCCUAAAGAAUAAAUAAAUAAAUAAACAAACAUAAUAAAACAAUAGAUAAAAUAAAACACUAUCGAAAUCAAAUAAUAUAUAUACAUACAUAUAGAUGAUUUUGACGCCACAAAUUUAAAAAAAAAUAAAACGUGCUUCACGGGACUACAGCGCCUAAUGUUUGGCCAGCUCACUGGUUCCCAUAAUAUAGGCCACGUCCUUUCGGGCGUAACGUUGCCCUCGGGCAGAGCAGUGCGUAUAGGACAAAGGAGGAGAGUCACAUCCGGCGCCGACAUCAUGGGCGCUAAAGUCGUCUUUAGGUAGGACCUCAACAGUGAAUUAAAAUUUAAAUUUCUUACACUUUAGAAAGACCAAGGGUGCCGAAAAAAGUAUUCUGUUCCAUUCCCGGGGGAGCACUUUUCUAUGCAUUGAGUGGCAUCAUUUUUCAAGCUUCGCCCCAGUUAGCACUUUUCCUUGGCUUGACCCAGUGCUGUGUUGCUUCCUCUUCCUCACAGGGGCACCGCGAAAUAUCAUAUAUAUUUCAUACAUUUUAUUUCAACUUCUAAUGCAAUGUGACAUCUAGUGGUCUUGGUGCAAACAGUAACUCUGUUGAGUAACUACUGUUGGCAGUUACUGGAUGGCCCUUAGUGACCUACAUACAUGGUUUAUUUAUAUUUACCCACACCCUUUGUUUUAUUUAGUUUAUGCAUUCGCUAUUUCGAAUUGCACUUGUUAAAAAUGUAUCCAAUUGUUCCCUAGUGAAAGGGAGCCGGGAAUCCAAACAUUUUUAGGAACCACUGGUGUAGCCGUGGAAGGAGGUUUGGGGGGGGGGGGAAAUACGCCACACAGACGUCGAACGUACUGUGGACUACGGUUAUAUUACGGUUAUAAUGCUACUACUGAGAACUAUUUAAGCCAUAUUUAGCGAGUUCAUUUGUGAUAACAAAAGAUGACGUAGUGAUGUUCAUUCCUAGAAAACACUGCCUGACAUGUUUACCGCACGAGAGCUAUAAAUCUGCUGUUGUGUGACUUUCGGAGAUUCAUGAUGAUUGAAAUUGUGCAAUUUUUAAAAUAAAUCUACGGACUUUCUGACGUGCGGCCUCUUCCCCCCCCCCCCGGCUAUGCGCACGGUUACGCAAAAUCUCCAAAAUCAACAACCCCCCCUCCCCCCCUUUUCUCCCUCAUCAGUGCGUACGUACUAUAUGGAUCAACCCUUAAGUUUAAAGAAAUAUCAGUUUGAGAUUACUUCUAUCGGUCAAUACUCCCUAAAUUUAAAAAAAUAAAACCAUUUUUUUUUGGUCAUGUAUUUACAGAACAAACCUAGAGAUUGUAAAAAUCUUGAAGCUAUUAAAUGGAACAAAUGAUAUACUGGGCGUUACUGGGGAAUCGAGGAACCCAGAGAGAUACAGGACCAAAUGGAAUUACGUGGCCAAUGAGACUUCAGGUAUGAAAGUGAUCAAAUUUGUAAAUUCUAAUUUUUAAUCUUAAUUUUUUUUUUCGCUUUAAAAAUAUAAUUUGUAUAUAGAUGUCAAAAGAUUUUGUUUAAACACAAUCUAAUUUGAAUUUCAUUUUAGUGUUCAAAUUUUCUGAAUUUUUUCUAAUUCAAUUUUGAUUUCUUCAUUUUCGUUGGAUCUCUCUCUCUCUCUCUCUCUCUCUCUCUCUCUCUCUCUCUCUCUCUCUCUUUUACCACUACCUUGAAAUAACCAAAAUAUUCAGCUUAGAUUUAAGAUUAAAUAUAAUAACAUGUUAUCUUUAAACUCAUUAAUUUUAUUCAAACAUAGUAUGAAAUGCUGUAAUGAGAGACCUAGCAAUCCCCCCCCCCCCCCAUCGACUUUCGAUUUUGGUCGUCUUUAGGUAAACGAAGUUUAAGAAGAAAUUGAUUAAUAUCUUCGUCAGAAGUCAAUAACAGCUUUGACCCACCAGCAAGCCACAUUUAUGUAAUGGAAGGCGAUUUUCCUCAAUACAGGUGACGUCCGUCUGGUUCCGACGUCUGUGACCCACGAGCCGCCUCCGGGCGACCUUGACAUCGUCAAGUGCAGCGCGUACGGGGCAUUCACCAGGGGCUUUGUGGAGUUUGUCCUGGAGAACAAGCUGGCCGCCGAUUUGUUGAACUGGUCAAAGGUCGUGUACAGUCCAGACGAGAUCUACUGGGGUACCCUCAACUACAACGUGGCGUCCCCUGCACCUGGGGGGUUCAAAGGUAUCUGGCUAUUGGGGGUGGGGGUGGCGGGUAUGAUAUUGUACACUGGUGUGGGAUUUGGGGGGGGGGGUGAAAGAAGGUUUUCGAGGGUGAUAGAUAGUACAAACCUAAAGAAAUGAUAUAUAUUUGGUGAAAACAUAUUUCCAGGUGUUCCAGCAAAACGAAAGUGGUUGACCUCGUAUUCCAUCUGGCCCUGGGAACAUUUACCGUGCCAGAAGUUCGUUCAUCAGGUAAAAAAAUAA
Molecule: messenger RNA, 6318 nt
Organism: Lymnaea stagnalis (great pond snail)
Lineage: Eukaryota; Metazoa; Mollusca; Gastropoda; Lymnaeidae
Source: the annotation of a GenBank genome assembly